AUGGUUGUUUAUGGACUGUAUAAUGAGCGGGUGACGUAUGGGUACACCGUCUUACCUAUGACGGCGCCGGAGGGGGUCAAUCAACCUAGUCAAGUUAUAAAGCUGGUUUUUACUGGGGCACAUUGGGUGCGACUAUAUGUCGGCGAAGUUGAUGGGGUGACACCAAUACCUCCUUUUAGUCCACAGUGGUCUCACUUCCGGGAUAUGCUAAGAGUUGCUGAUUGGGAUUCAUUAUAUGAGGCGGAGCGGCAAUUGUAUAUCGAUCUUGGAGGACAUCAUCCCGCCAAUGAUGAUGAGAGUGAUUAA
Messenger RNA from Linum trigynum, 306 nucleotides. The record is from the annotation of a GenBank genome assembly. NCBI's taxonomy places the organism in Eukaryota, Viridiplantae, Streptophyta, Magnoliopsida, Malpighiales, Linaceae.